This is a messenger RNA of Paramisgurnus dabryanus, 2927 nucleotides long. Its product is annotated as carnitine O-acetyltransferase. NCBI's taxonomy places the organism in Eukaryota, Metazoa, Chordata, Actinopteri, Cypriniformes, Cobitidae. Gene Ontology annotation, molecular function: carnitine O-acetyltransferase activity. Gene Ontology annotation, biological process: carnitine metabolic process, CoA-linked. The record is from RefSeq and is a predicted model, not a curated record. Gene Ontology annotation, cellular component: peroxisome.
UUUAUAUUCGUUAUCAGUUGAUCCACCCACAGAUUAAUGAACAAAGAUACUGGACUGGAUAUAGAAAAUGGUAGUGUAUUUUAAAAAUAAUUGUAUUAAAACUAACGUUAUAUUUUCAUUUUAUUGGGUGGCUCUUCGACCUUGCAAAUCAUAGAUACGGGACUUUGAUAUCAUCCCGGAGCCAAACAAGCUAUUACUGUAGCUGUAGUUGUCAAUCUUGCCCGAGUGAGGGCGAAGAUGUACGGCUCAUGUAACUUGUUUAGUAACUUUUAAUCGUCCUUGGAGCGCAUAAAGACACUGAAGAUUAUCCGCGAACAUUGGCCUUGAAAUCAUGCUAUGCGUUUUAACACGAACUGCGGGCCUGGUGAAGCCUUGUCGUCUACUGUGUCCAGUGUCAUUUGUUCACACAUCUGACCGGUCGCUGGUGUAUCAUCAGGAUAGUUUGCCAAAGCUGCCUGUGCCUCCUCUGCAGCAGACAUGCGAGCGCUAUUUGGCUGCGCUCGAGCCGCUGAUAAGCGCGGAGGAGAUGUCGCACACGCGCAAGCUCGUGCACGAGUUUCAGCGUGCGGGUGGUGUAGGAGACAGACUGCAGAAGAGCCUUGAGCGAAGAGCACGCAAAACUGAAAACUGGCUCUCCGAUUGGUGGAUGCAGACAGCCUACCUGGAUUCUCGAAUGCCAGUGGCGAUGUACACUAGCCCAGGGGUGGUCUUACCCAAAAUGCACUUCCAAGAUCAGCAGGGACAAAUGAGGUUUGCUGCUAAGCUCAUUGCUGGAGUUUUGGAUUUCAAAAGCAUGCUUAAAAGUGACACAUUACCUGUGGAAUAUCUGGGUGGAAAGCCUUUGUGUAUGGACCAAUAUUAUCAAGUCCUGUCAUCAUGUCGGAUCCCUGGACCCAAGCGGGACACUGUGGUCAACUAUGCUAUUGGGAAGACCCCUCCCACACACAUUACAGUGGUCCACAACUUUCAGUUCUUUGUUCUAGAUGUCUACAACAGUGAUGGUACACCACUGACCGUAGAUCAGAUCCAUGUUCAGCUGGAGAAGAUCUGGAACUCUUCUCUUCAAACCAAUAAAGAGCCAGUUGGCAUUCUGACCUCCAACCACCGCAACACCUGGGGCAAAGCAUACAACAACCUUAUCAAGGACAAGACAAACAAGGAGUCUGUGCGGGCCAUCGAGAAGAGCAUCUUUUUAGUUUGUCUUGAUGCCCCUAUGCCACGGGUGUCAGAUGAGAUGUACCACAACAAGGUAGCUGCUCAAAUGCUUCACGGCGGAGGCAGUCGCUGGAAUAGUGGGAACCGCUGGUUCGAUAAAACGCUCCAGUUCAUAGUCGGGGAAGACGGAUCGUGUGGACUCACCUAUGAACAUGCUCCAGCUGAGGGACCUCCUAUUGUUUUUCUGGUUGAUCAUGUUGUUGAUUAUAUGAAAAGGAUAGAGAUGGUACGAACUCCCAUGAUUCCACUUCCUAUGCCACUAAAGCUCAGAUUCAACAUCACACCUGAAAUCAAGAAGGACAUUGAGAAAGCCAAACAGAACAUGAACAUAAUGGUGCAUGAGUUGGACGUUCGAGUGCUCAACUUCAAAAACUAUGGAAGAAGAUUCCCCAAAUCUCAUAAAUUGAGUCCAGAUGCAUUCAUUCAGGUGGCUCUGCAGUUGGCCUACUACAGAAUGUAUCAGAUGUGCUGUUCGACCUAUGAGAGCGCCUCCUUACGUAUGUUCAAACUGGGCAGAACAGGAGCCAUUCGAUCCACCACCACAGAGUCACUGCAGUUCACACAAGCCAUGGAUGACCCAACAAAACAUAACAGUGAAAAGGCAAUGCUGCUCGAAAAAGCCAUCAAAGUCCACAGAGAGAAUACACGCAUGACGAUCCAUGGACAGGGUAUAGACAGACAUCUCCUGGGUCUAAGAAUGGUGGCCAUUGAGGAUCUGACAUCUCUACCUGAUAUUUUCAUGGACACAUCAUUCGCUGUGGCUUCACAUUUUAAUCUGUUCACCAGCCAGGUUGGAUCAAAGACAGACUGCGUCAUGUGUUUUGGACCGAUGGUUCCAGAUGGUUAUGGCGUCUGCUACAACCCCAUGGACAAUCAUAUAAACUUUGCUGUGACGGCCUUCAACAGCUGUGAGGAAACCAAUGCCACUAAACUCUCCCGGUUUCUCAAGGAUGCACUUCUGGACAUGAAGACUUUGAUGGAGCAGGUGUCCGAGGCCCAUGAAUGAAACUUCAUUUGUGGUGAAAGAAACGUUUGGACUAAAGAGAAAACCCCUUCAAAUCACCUGACUUUAUCUGUUUCUGCAUAUCUUUAAAACUGAUGUGUGCAAGUUUUUGGAUGCUAAAAUAUUUUAUUUGCCACAAUAUUGCUAUGUUUGUUUGAGCAUCCCGACCAGUGCGACACAGGAGUAUUGGCCAUACCACAGCAGUAAAUGACUUUGAGACAGGACUUUCAGUUUGUUUGCUAAUGGAUGACAUUGGGAGUGUUGUGUUUGAAAACUUUUUUUUUUUUUUUGGUGCCGCUAAACGCACAGAAAAGACUUCAUAGUUCAGGCUUAAUAUUUUUUAUGGACUAAGAGGCUACUACAAACACCGACAUAAAACAAACAGAAUGAGGGAUUCUUUGUUACAGUUUCAAGGUUUUAAUGAGAUCCCAUACAGGAUCAGGUCUAGGAGGUCCACAGACUCAGAGCUGAAUUGUCUUUAUAACUUCAAUCAAUGUUGGCUUUGACUUAAAUAUCAGAAAAUGAAUUAUUUAUAUUAUAAAUAAUAUAUAAGAGGUGUUGCUUUUUCAAGUUAUUUAUUUGUGCUUUUAAAUCAUCAGUAAAUUCAAUUAUUUUAUCAGUACAAUAAAUAUAUAUAUACGCACUUAGAUAGAUAUAAACAAUAUCUUGUUAAAAUUGUUCAACAAAAGGAUAUGAAAAAAAGACAGAA